AUGCCAUUGGAAAGUGGGGAACUUGUAAAAAGACUUUCUUUAUUAGAAGAUCAGAAGAACUUAAUAGUAAAUAGCGCUAAUAAACUAAAAGGCUGGCUUGGAACCAACGACGACACUUCUUCUAUAAGUGACAACGAACACGAAGAAACUGUAGCAGAAAAACUAACACCUGUUAAUAUGGUUCACGCUGAAGAUACAUUAAUUGAGCGACAAAGUAUUUCUACUUUGGAGUUUCGAGUUCAUCAUUUGGAAAAGUCGAUCUUUGGUUUUGACGCAAUUUCAAAAAGAGCGUCAGUACAUGAAAAGUUGAAGGAGCAACAGGCAUUAUUAAAGCGAGUUGAUGAGAUCAAAAAGGUGUUUAAUACAACCAUACGUGAUGAGGCUGACGGAUUGAAAUCAUUUCUCGAGAUUUACGAUCAGGUAUCGGACCUCGUUUCUCCUUUCAAAGAUUCCGCACUCGCAAUGGAGAGAGUUGUACUUACACCCGAAGCUAAAGCUGAAAUCGUUUGCUCUUCUGAGGAAGAAUUAAAGUUAAUAGCCGAUAAUUUAGGACAAAUUAAAGAUUUACAAGAAAUUAUCGAAGCUCCAGAAUUCAAAGGCUUUGAUAAGCUCUUUCCUCAAGUUACACCCAUUGAAACCAGUCACAUUGACCAAGUGGCUAGAGCUGAAGAAACUUCUGCCCACAUAACGUCUUUGUUAGACAAAUAUAAUAUAUUUGUCAACAUACUGUCGGAAAUUUUUAUUUCCUGGGAUCAAAUUCUUUCAACUCUUGAUGCACAUAUAUCCGCACUUGAGCGAGAAAAAGAAUAG
Molecule: messenger RNA, 810 nt
Organism: Dentiscutata heterogama
Lineage: Eukaryota; Fungi; Glomeromycota; Glomeromycetes; Diversisporales; Gigasporaceae
Source: the annotation of a GenBank genome assembly